AUGAUCUCACGAAACGUGCAAAGAGUUUUUGUUUUAUUGUCUUGCACUUUUUUGGGUUUGAUUUGUGGAACACUUUAUCUUUAUUCAUCAUACAGUCCCCAACUAGCAAACCAAUUGCAUUACAGUGCAUCUGACUCAUCAAUAAUAGCCCUUUGUGGAACUAUAGGUGUAGCAAUAGCUGGUCCAAUAUCUGGUGCUGUUGUGGAUAAAAAGGGGUAUACCGUGUCACUACUAAUAGGUGGCAUUUUGAUUAUAUUUUCGUACAUUGGAUUGAAACGGCAAUUUGACUAUGCUUGGAGCAAUUUGCAUUUUUCUAGUUUAACCAUCUUUUUGGUGGGAGUAGGCUCAACGUUCAUUAAUUCUGCAUGUUUGAAAUGUUGUGCUGUAAGUUUCCCCAGUAUUAGAGGCGUGGCUACAAGUUUACCAUUAGCCUUGUAUGGAUUAAGUGCCCUUUUUUAUUCAGUUAUAGCAUCUGUGUUUUAUCCUGGUGAUACAUCUAGCUUUUUGGGGUUUUUGGUAAUGUCAAUUAUUUUUAUCUAUUUGAUUUGUUUCCCAAGUGUCUAUAUUGCUGAUUGUGAACACAAACUAAAAAGUGCUUCAACAUUCCACAAACCUUCGGCUACUAGCAAUUCUAAUCAUCAUCAUGGGCCUAAUGCAGAAUCUCAUUCAGUAUCUUCCUUAUUUACUGAUGUUAAAUUUUGGCUCCUUUUUCUUAUAACUGGAACUUUGGCUGCUAUGGGGCAAAUGUACAUCUACUCUGUGGGAUAUAUGGUCAAGGCGUUAGUUACUAAGGCGUUGCCUGCGGAAAUGAAUGUGAGUAUGAUAAUCCAACAAGAUCAACAGUUUCAAGUGGGGCUUAUAUCUAUAGCCAAUUUCAUUGGAAGAAUAGUUUCUGGGGUCGCCGGUGACAUUAUAACUCAGUCAUUCCAUAAACCAAGAGAAUCUUUACUAUUUAUACCUGCUAUUGGCAUGGCAGUAUGUCAGUUACUAGCCUUUAACAUUGAGAGCUACACUGAGCUACCUUCCAAUUCAUUUCUAAUAGGAUUUUUCUACGGGUUUACAUUUUGUAUCCUGCCAAUUAUUGUUGGAGAUGCCUUUGGUAUGGAGAAUUUUUCUUUUAAUUGGGGUAUCGUGAGUAUGAGUCCAAUUGUACCUAGCUUUUAUUUCACAAAAUUGUUUGGUCAGAUCUAUGAUUCCAAUUCCGUAACCAUUCAGGAUUUAAAUGAUGCAAACUCAAACACCUUUGUUUGCACUUUGGGUAAGUUAUGCUACAAUUCGAUUUUCAAAUUGACAUUGGCUUUAAGUCUAUCUGCAUUAUUCGCUGUAAUAGUGCUAAAUUUCCGAGAGUUUAUUUCAAAACGAAGAAAGAUAACUUCCUUGCCACUUGCAUCCCCAACACAGGGUAUAGUUAACGAAAAAGUCAACUGA
Candida dubliniensis CD36 is the source of this 1428-nucleotide messenger RNA. RefSeq lists its product as uncharacterized. Gene Ontology annotation, cellular component: membrane. Lineage: Eukaryota; Fungi; Ascomycota; Pichiomycetes; Serinales; Debaryomycetaceae. Gene Ontology annotation, biological process: transmembrane transport. The transcript has a single exon. Gene Ontology annotation, molecular function: transmembrane transporter activity. The coding region runs from base 1 to 1428 and encodes 475 amino acids. The record is from RefSeq and is a predicted model, not a curated record.